This is a messenger RNA of Racocetra persica, 1516 nucleotides long. The record is from the annotation of a GenBank genome assembly. Lineage: Eukaryota; Fungi; Glomeromycota; Glomeromycetes; Diversisporales; Gigasporaceae.
AUGUCAGUCAGCAGCUUACCAAAAUCAGAUGACACAAACAAAAAUAAUAAAAGUAAUAUAAUAUCAAAGACUCUAAAAAAAGCUGUAUCUAUGGAUUCGUUGCAUAAAAAACCUUCAGGAUACGUAAAAAAAAGAAACGUAAGCCUUGAUGUAAAUUUAUCUUGUAGUGGAAAUUGGUUUACGACGAAUAAUUCAAAUGAUCACAAGCUACCGACAAAUGAGCGACAAUCGUCAGAUUUACACGAUGAAACCUUUGUGGUUGCGUUGAUCGGUAAACCAUCGGUGGGAAAAUCAACAAUAGUUAGAACGGGUUUGAAUAAUUUGGCGCCAAUAAGGAAUGUUGGUGUGGAACAAAAUAUAUUACAUGCUCCGACUCUUAUAACAGAGAUUGAGGUUGAUGAUCAUGCUUAUCCAGUGGAAGUUUUAGAAAUUCAAGAAAGUGUUUUUGAUAUGAAAGCUCCAUUACGAUGGCCAAAGGAGCUUCCCGAGAUCGACGGAAUUUUAGUAUGUUAUGAUGUAACUUCACGAGCGUCAAUAGCAAAUAUAGCGUGGCUUCUAAAUGCAUUCAAAGAAUUCCAAAUCCCCACGAUACUUGUCGCUAAUAAGUCGGACUGUGAUCCUACAAAACGUCAAGUAGAUACUGAAUAUGGUGUAAAAUUGGCCCCGCUAUUUGAUGUCGGUUUUGUGGAAUUAGAUACAAGAUCAAAUAAUGGAAUACAAAGAAUUCAUAAUGUUUUUUCGAUGCUUUUAAAGUUAUCGAUAAGGAAUCGUGAAUUUAUUAAAGGCCGUCAUAAUAGUCAAGAAAUUAAAUCGGAUGAUUUAUCUUCUGAUUUUUUGUGUAUACAAAGUAUUGGUAGUGAUGUGGAUUCGGAAAAAUUUUCAAGUCAUAGGAGGACUUCUAGUGAUCUAAGUCAUGAAUCAAGAGGGCGUGGAAGAUUUUCUAAUUUCUCUGCUGUUCGAUAUAUGAAAUCAAGGUAUCGCAGUAAAUUUGGUUCUUCUAAAGCCCGUUCUCCUUUAAACAGAGUCAGUAGUGAUGAUGAAGGUUCAUCUUCAACACGUUCAAAUCAUUCAAAUCAUUCAAAUCAUCGUUCAUUGUCACGUUCUCCAUUUUCUUCAUCCCCAUCUGUAUCCGCAACUCCGUCAAAUACUCCUCCGAAAUCAUCUGUCCUAUCACAAGUAUCACUUCCUUCGUUUCCUAUAAUUAGUAAUAAAUCCUCUCAUUCCGAUCGAAUCUCUUAUCGUCGAUCUUUUCUCCCUUCGUCUACUUUAUUACAAGUAAUGGAAGCUGAAGAAGAAAAGGAUAUUGUUAUCGUUAGAACUGGUCAUAGUAGAACUUCAUGUGGGAGUUAUGAUUCUACUGCUAGUUCUGUGAGUGCAAUAAGUGAUAAUUCUUGGGAAGGUUUAUUUGUUAAUGAUCCAUUAAGUCAUAACAAAUGUACUGGAAGUCGUGGUGAUGGAUUGACUAUAGAUGAAUUAAUUCAAAGAUUAACUGUUGGAGGUCAAUAUGGUACACACG